UUUCCAUGUUUGUUUGUUUAUUUAUGAAUAACCUUAGAGUCUAAAGUUCGAAAUUUUUUUAACAGAAAAAUUAAUUGCAACUAAAAAAUUAUUCAAAUGAACUAAACAAAUAAUUUUUUAUAUAUUUUUAUUUCGAUUAAUUAAUUAGAUUUUUUUUUAUAUUCUAUUUAAAGCGAAGCCACACAAAAGUUUAAUUUAAUUAGCAUUAACGUCACUAUAUAAAUUAUCAUUUUCUAAAAAACAAAAUUAGAACUACAAUGGGCACUCGAGCAUGUGGUUUUGUUAUUUUCCGCCGUUUCCGAGGACCCGUCGAGUAUUUAUUAAUGCAGGCUUCAUAUGAACAUCACCACUGGACUCCCCCAAAAGGCCACGUCGAUCCAGGAGAAGACGACAUGCAAACCGCUCUGCGGGAGACUGAAGAAGAGGCUGGUUUCAAACAGGAAGAUUUAAAAAUUUUCCCAGAUGCUAAGCAGGAAUUAAUCUACAACGUCAAAGGAAAACCAAAGACUGUCAUCUACUGGCUGGCAGAACUCAUCAAAGAGACCCGCGACGUUAAAAUGUCCAAUGAACAUCAAGCUUUUGCCUGGCUAACUAUCGAAGAUGCUUGCAAACGUGCUGAUUAUCAAGAAAUGCAACAAGCGUUACGAUCAUUUGAUAAAUAUAUUAAUGAAAAUCUUUUGUAAUUAAUAUUCCAUUAAAUAAAAUUUAAUUUUCCUAUUAAAAAAAA
This is a messenger RNA of Microplitis mediator, 727 nucleotides long. RefSeq names its product bis(5'-nucleosyl)-tetraphosphatase [asymmetrical] (gene Apf). The transcript is spliced from 2 exons. Lineage: Eukaryota; Metazoa; Arthropoda; Insecta; Hymenoptera; Braconidae. The record is from RefSeq and is a predicted model, not a curated record. The coding region runs from base 258 to 683 and encodes 141 amino acids. Gene Ontology annotation, molecular function: bis(5'-nucleosyl)-tetraphosphatase (asymmetrical) activity. Gene Ontology annotation, biological process: ATP biosynthetic process; AMP biosynthetic process.